CCGCACCGUCGUCGGCCCAUCCACCACCACGACCACGAACACACACCACAUUGACUAUUAUCCCCCCCACCUUCCUCCAUCAUCAUCAUCAUCAACACCCAUCACAGCAAAGACAUCAAGGCCCACACCCUCUACUCCUCCACUGCACCCAUCUGGCAUAGGUCGAAAUGGUGCUCAAGGACCUGCUCAAGGCUCGAUUCACCACCGCAAUCCAAUCGAUCCCUGCCGGUACUUGGAAGAUCCUCAUCACCGACAAGGCAUCGCAGACCCUCCUCGACUCGGUCUACACCCAGUACGAUAUCCUCCAACAGAAUGUGACCUGUGCGUAUGAGUCUGCGGCUUCGCAGAGCGGUGCCCAGUCUGUGCCAAAGUUAGACGCUGAUGUAUCCGCAGCCGUCGAACCCCUCCACUCGCCCCGACAGCCGAUGCAGGUUGAGGCGCUGUACAUCCUCACACCAACGGCGCAGAAUGUUGAUCGUGUGAUUGCCGACUUUGUUGGCCGCAAGACGUACAACUCGGCGCAUGUGUACUUUACCGAUGGUAUCGAUGACAGCUUAGCACAGCGCCUGACUGAUGGACUUGGCCCAUCUGGUGUUCUGCGGGCGUUCGUGGAGCUCUACUGCAACUUCUAUGCUGCGGAGCAACGCGUCUUCUCGACACAAACGCCCUCGUCAUUCUACUCAUACUUUGGCAACCUCGGCGGCGUUGCCGCGGCAGACUUGUCCCUCGAAGCCUUCUACGAUGACCUCAAGGUCACCGGCCGAGCGAUUCUCAACGUCCUCACAACCAUCAACGAGAAUCCCUACAUUCGAUACUACCAGCCCACGCACCACGCCCCUCUUGGUCCCCUGGUCAACCAGCCCAAUGCGUCAUCGUCUCUUUCAACGCCUUCCAGCGCGCAAACGGGGCAGAGUAAUCGCUGGCGAGCGGCAAUGGGCGGCGCAAACAGAACACCCGAGGUCAUUGGCGACUAUCUUCCCAAGAAGAUCGCGGUUCAGGUGCAGAACGACCUUGACGAGUACAUGGCGAACAACCCAGAGUUCCCGACAAAAUCGGAUCGCCCUCGAGGGAUGCUGUUCAUCGUCGACCGCUCCAUCGAUCCCGUCGCUCCAUUCCUGCAUGAGUUCUGGUACCAGGCGAUGGCCAACGACCUGUUGAAGAUUGAGGACGGCAUUCAGUAUAGAUAUACGUACGAGAACACGGUCGGCGGCAAGGAGGACAAGGAGGCGAUCUUGUCCGACGACGACGAAGUGUGGGUCUCCGUUCGUCACCUGCACAUGAAGGAUGCCAUCGACCGCCUCAUGACCGACUUUGGACGGUUCGCCCAGGAGCACGCCGGGUUCAGCGGUAACGCCAACAACGUCAGCAUCGACAUGCUCAAGGACAUGCUGGCCAACUUGCCCCAGUUCCAGACACAGCGCGAGCAGUUUUCACUCCACCUCGAAAUGGCUCAGGAGUGCAUGAACCUGUUCCAGAAGCACAAGCUCAACCUCGCUGCCAACGUGGAGCAGUGCUGUGCGACCGGCUUCACUCCUGAUGGCAAGGCCCCCAAAUCCAUUGUCGAGGAGAUGGUUCCAUUGCUGGACGACCGAAACAUGAGCAACCUCGACAAGGUCCGUGUCAUCGCUCUCUACAUCAUGUUCCGCGAUGGUGUCGCCGACGAGGACCGUCGUCGCCUAUACCAGCACGCCCGACUGUCGCUCUCUGAGCAGGACAUGGUCAACAACCUCAUCUACCUCGGCGUCACCGUUGUCAAGGACAGCAAGACACGCGUGCGCGGGUCGAGGAUAAAGCAGAAAUACGUCAACGCGGAUGACCAGUUUGAUCUCUCACGCUACAAGCCAGUGGUGCAGAUCAUGGUCGAGGAGCACGUUGGGAAUCGCUUGGAUCAACACCAGUUCCCCUUCAUGCGCGACUCGCCAGCAGAGACUUCGCAGUCCUUGCGGGGCGGCAACAGCCUUGCUCCCGCCAACCUGAACGGCGGAACAUCGCUCCGAAGCGCCAGACCGACAUGGCACAAGGCACCCUCGGCGCGUGCUGCCAACAGCGACAGCAAGCAGCGCUUGGUCAUCUUUGUCGCUGGAGGUGUCACAUAUUCUGAACUUCGCCAGGCCUACGUCCUCAGCCAGGCUCUUGGCAAGGACAUUUACAUUGGCUCGACACAUAUUGUCACACCAGAGAUCUUCAUGAAGGACCUUCGGUCUCUUGGCCGUGGUGGCAUUGCUGGCAACCCUCCAAACCCCAUCCCCGUCCACCCGCAGGCGCCGGUCCGCAUCAACAGGCAGCCCGGUCAGCCUGUUCCCUACCAGCGGAUUCUGGACUACCGCCACUGGGUGCCCCCUGUUGGCCCGCCUCCACUCGCGCCCCCAACACCGGCCUCUGCCAUCAGUGCCAAGAGCGGCAAGAGCGGGAGCACUAUGCGUCCUAGCGACUCGAACAACGACCUCCGCGGUGGCUUCUCGUCGCUGUCAAUUUCGAGCAAGGACUCGAAGGCGAGCAGGAAGGAUGGCGAGAAGAAGAAGAAGGAGAGCCUCUUCAAGAUGAAGUGGGGCAAGGAUUAAUAGAGUAUUCGUACUCGUCAUAGCAUAGUCUUGGUUGUGU
This is a messenger RNA of Vanrija pseudolonga, 2601 nucleotides long. It is a transcript of the gene sec1, whose product is annotated as Protein transport protein sec1. Gene Ontology annotation, cellular component: secretory granule; plasma membrane. The transcript is spliced from 6 exons. The record is from RefSeq and is a predicted model, not a curated record. NCBI's taxonomy places the organism in Eukaryota, Fungi, Basidiomycota, Tremellomycetes, Trichosporonales, Trichosporonaceae. Gene Ontology annotation, biological process: vesicle-mediated transport; intracellular protein transport. Gene Ontology annotation, molecular function: syntaxin binding. Bases 168 to 2561 code for a protein of 797 amino acids.